UUUGGUCUGACCAUUCUCCAUUGGAGUAUGAACAUGGGAAUGCCUUUGAAUGUCAAGCGGGAUUUAAAAAAUGCUCAGUUGAUACUGGAGUCACUGAAGCGUGACCACGAACAGGCCUUAGUGGCACUGAACACAUUUUGUUCCACCCAAGAUGUCAAACAUCCUUCCGGCGAUAGACUCAAUCUGGAAGCUGAGAAAACAUACAAUCAAGAGAAGAUUCCUCUGCUGAAGUCGGCGUUGAGCCGUAUUCAGAAUGGACUGGAUGAUUCGGAGGCAAGUUUUGUUCUGUUCACGUUCGCGAAAUAUGUUGAUUGCUUGGAGGCUGAGAAUAUGAAACUGGCUUUGCACAACCAGCGACUUUGCGAGGAAACCAGUUGGUUAAGGGAUGAGCUCAAAUUUACGCAAUCCAAACUUGCUGAAAAGGAAUCGUUGUUGGCUCAAACGGUAGUCGAGAAACGGCAUUUGGAGUUCAUGAUGGAGUUGAAUAAAUACAACUUACAGAGUGGCAUCAAUGGAACCGGUGGGAAUGAUGAACGUGCUUCGAACUUUUCAAAAAUGUCGGCCUCUUCUGUUGGGUUGUCAAGUUUGCCCAAGGAUCUCAUUUUAUCUCCGGAGCCAUCAGAGAGAACGCAGGUCAACUAUUCCACUGCUUCUCCCCGAACUUCCACUCCGAUUUUGGGACUAGGCACUUCCAUGACUUCCAGCUUCUUAGAUGGUGACCUCGCGGCAAUCAGCUGUACCCAGAGUUACCACCCUUAUUUGAUUGGCUCAUUUCAUCAAAACUCGCCAACAGCCUCACUGGUUCCCGCACGUCUGCGGACUUUGCACCGCAUCGUCAUGCAAUAUACCAAUCAGGGCAAAUUCGAAGUAGCUGCCUCUCUGUGCCUUCAGGCCAUCAGUGACCUUGAGAAAGCCGGUGGACGUGACCAAACAGAAGUUGCUGUUCUUCUUAAUAUGCUUGCCUUAGUUUACCGUGCUCAGGGCAAAUAUGCCGAAGCUGCGGAACUCCUACAAGAUGUGGUUGCUAUCCGUGAACGCUUAUUCGGUCCAAAUCAUCCUUUGCUUCUCGGCCCAGAUCAUCCAGACGUGGCAAAACAACUGAACAACUUGGCCCUGCUCUGUCAAAGUCAAGGUCGCUUCGAUGAGGUUGAAAUGAGUUUUCGAAAGGCUCUGGAUAUUUAUCUGAAGCAUCACAAACCCUCGUCCCCAAUCGUCCUUCGUGCGAAAAGCAAUUUGGCCUCAGCGCUUCUUAAACGCGGAAACCUAUCAGAUGCCGAAGUCCUUCUCAAAGCUGUUCUUUCGCCGCUGGGAGGCCGACCACAACCAAACUCGUCUCCGUCUGCUUCUAAUUCAUUUACCAACUCGUGUGAGGAAGCGGACUCGGCCGUUUUUUCUCUGUCUUCUACGGGUAGUAUUUAUUCCGCCGCUGAUAAAUUUGAUCCUAUCAACGGACAUCCCGCCAGGCGCGUGGUCCCUAUUUGGCUGGUGGUUGAGCAAGCAGGUCGAGAGGGACGUGAUCAAUUGUCCAAGUUGAUGAAGUUCGAUUUGUCCGCCUGGGCUACCGAAGCUCAUAUCGAACUUCCUAUCGUCGUCAGUGCCUUGCGCAAUUUGGCGAUUGUAUAUCAACGUCAGGGAUUACUACCUCAAGCCAAUCUGUUACGAUUUUGGCUUCAGCCCACAAAUGUGAACGGAACUAUGCCGACUAGCCACCAGGUUGUAACUGAUGCACGAUCGGAUGUAAUUCGCGACUUAUCGAUUUCCAUGCCACCGUCUCCGCAAAUCACGACGUCAUUCGCUGGAAAGCGCGACGGUUGAAUGAAUUCGCACGUAGCAGUCUAUGGCUUUCGUUCGAUGAUUUUUCCCACCGAUGUGGCCAUCAUCUCAUGCAUUUUCGCUGGAUAGCACCAGGAUUCAGUAUUCCGAAUGUGCUUUACUGCGCAAUACGUUUUGUACAUUCUUCCACUCAACCCCGAAUUCUUUCCUGCUUUCAUUUUCUUGCCCUGUCGCUUGUCCUCAAACAGGAUGCCGUGCACCUCGCUGGUAGUCACUUUAAGUUGCGAUCUUUUUUGGAUUUUCUUCAACCGUGAAAAAUCUUUUGUCUUCCGCGAACUGAAUCCUACCACUGCUCGCCGUGCUUUCGAUGUUGUGCUCGUCCAAUCGCUCCUAGCCAGUUCUAUCUGAAUUGCAUUUAUUUCAUUUUUCCCAAGUUAUUCUCUUCAGGGCUCUGCUGAUGCGUCCAAAGCGAUUUUUCUUCCUGUCCAGACAUACAAGACGCUGGUUUGUCAUGUUUUCUCAAAUUCCUUUUACAUUUUGAUUUAGUGACAAACACCAUCACAGCGUGUGCAACCAAUGAGUAGAAAAUCACAUGUCUCCCUGGUACUACUCUGUUGUAACUAGCUUAAAACCACACCGCUCAAAAAAUAUCAUACUAUGCAAAGCG
Messenger RNA from Opisthorchis viverrini, 2440 nucleotides. RefSeq lists its product as hypothetical. NCBI's taxonomy places the organism in Eukaryota, Metazoa, Platyhelminthes, Trematoda, Opisthorchiida, Opisthorchiidae. Gene Ontology annotation, biological process: microtubule-based movement. Bases 28 to 1815 code for a protein of 595 amino acids. Gene Ontology annotation, cellular component: membrane-bounded organelle; cytoplasm; kinesin complex. Gene Ontology annotation, molecular function: kinesin binding. The record is from RefSeq and is a predicted model, not a curated record. The transcript has 11 exons.